AUGAAGUUUAUAUAUAAUGUUUCGCUCACAGCCACGUUGCUAUCUUUGAUACCCAUUGCAUCGUCUGCCACUGUUGCCGCUGCUGCUCCAGCAAACGCUUCACCACCACAGGGAAGUUUUAAAAUAGAUUUCAAUGUCAGAAGAGGCUCAUCAAAGGAGAAUUUGUCCCCCAUUGAUGAUCAAAAACCACGAUUUGUCAAGCGUGCCGAUGAAGAUGGCUCAUUCAACAUGGAGUUGAUAAAUGAACAGACUUUUUACUUGGCCGAAUUACAUAUUGGCUCCAAUAAAGACAAGAAUGACGUACUUGUUGACACUGGAAGUUCAGAUUUAUGGGUAAUGUCACAUGAUCUUAAUUGUGUCAGUGCUAGUAGCAGCAGCGGUUCAUCGAAGAGGAGAAAGAGAGAUCCCAAGAAUGUAUUUGGUCACAUCUCUGGUACCGGAGUAAAAUUUCCCUUUGAAGCUGAACAAGAAGAUACAAAGAAAGAAAGAGAAGACCAAACUGAGCAAGAACAAACUCAACAAGAACAAAAGAGAGAAACUCCAUCAAAAUCAGAAGAUGUUGUUGAGGAUGCCAACAAACGAGCUGACAGCUAUUACACUACAAUCUACUUAUCCGAAAUGCCCGAUGGAACUAAUUUACCGGCACCAGGCGGUGGCAUAGGUUCCGGUUCAAGCUCUUCUAGGGGAUCUGGCUCAGGCUCAAACACCUGUACGUCUUAUGGCUCAUUCAAUACGGGGAACUCUGACACUUUUAAACGCAAUGACACUGGCUCAUUCCAAAUUCAAUACGCUGAUGGUACUUUUGCCACUGGUAUUUGGGGGCACGACACUGUUCGCAUAGGUGAUAUCUCAGUACCGGAUUUGAGUUUUGCCAUUGCUAAUGAAACUUCGAGUGAUAUUGGUGUUUUGGGUAUUGGAUUACCUGGUUUGGAAACCACCACUUCGUUUGGAUACAUGUAUGAAAACUUGCCAAUGAAGAUGAAAUCUGAUGGUGUUAUUAAACGUGUUUUGUACUCAUUGUAUUUGGAUCAAGCUGAUGCUGAUAGUGGAUCACUUUUGUUUGGAGCUAUUGACCAUGCUAAAUACGAAGGUACUUUGGAAACUGUCCCCAUGUUGAAAACUUAUAGACAAAUCGAUUAUCCCGUUAGAUUUGAAGUUGAAGUUGGCAACAUUACAUUGAACAAUAACCAGGGAGUUACCGCCAAUGUAAUGACUGACUCUGUUGGUGCGGUAUUGGAUUCAGGAUCCACAUUAUCGUACUUGUAUUCGGAACAAAUUGAAGCUGUUGGUGAGGCACUUCAUGGUAGAUAUUCAAGUAGUGCUGGUGCAUACAUUGUUGAUUGUCGAUUCUUGAAUACAAACUCAACAUUGGAUAUUCAAUUUGGUGGUAAGACAAUUAAAGUCCCCGUUUCAGAUUUGGUUUUACAAGCAAGUAGAUCAACUUGUUAUUUGGGUCUUUUUGAACAAUCAUCGAGUUCUUCGUACAUUUUAUUUGGUGAUAAUGUAUUGAGAAGCGCUUAUAUUGUUUAUGAUUUGGAGGAAUACGAAGUCCACAUUGGACAAGUUUAUUAUACUGAUGAUGAAGAUAUCGAAGUUGUAGAUGGAAGUGUAUCUACCGGUGGGGGUCAAAAUUCAACUAGAGUAGGGGGAGGUAGUGGAUCAGGUUCUUCCUCCUCCUCUUCCUCAUCAUCAUCAUCAUCUGCAGGUAACAAGAACGGCGCCUCGUCGAUGUUUAGCUUGUCUUGGGCAUGCGUUUUUGCUGGAGUAAUGGUUUCCGUGGUUAGUACAUUAUAG
This is a messenger RNA of Lodderomyces parapsilosis, 1794 nucleotides long. Its product is annotated as pepsin-like aspartic protease. The coding region runs from base 1 to 1794 and encodes 597 amino acids. NCBI's taxonomy places the organism in Eukaryota, Fungi, Ascomycota, Pichiomycetes, Serinales, Debaryomycetaceae. Gene Ontology annotation, biological process: proteolysis. Gene Ontology annotation, molecular function: aspartic-type endopeptidase activity. The transcript has a single exon. The record is from RefSeq and is a predicted model, not a curated record.